CCGGCCGCUGCUGAGGACCGUUACCCGGAGACAAGCGUCUGUCCGCGGCCACACACUCACCGCUGCUCCGCUCCCAGUGCGGAGCUGGAGCCGUGAUGGCGACAUGAAGAAGCCCGAGAGCUGCUGCUGGGGACAGGUCAAGCCAACAGUGAGCGCCCUCUGCUGGAUCAUGAGGCAAACAGUGUCGAGGCCGGAGCCGGGCCCAGCCUGAGGCGCAGCCGCCGUGGUGAUGGUGUUGAACUCAGGUGACGUCGUCAUGGAUCAGGUCGAGGGUGAACGUGUCGGGAGGAACAGGGACCUGUUGGAGCCAGAUGUCCGAGCAGAUCCACCUAAAACCACCAGCGGCUCUGCUGCAACAACCAGAUUGUCGGCCAAGAGUAGCAAUGUUGCCAAGAAGGAGAAGGUGUCCCACAACGGACUCCCAGCCCAGUCGACCAGCACCCUGGUAGAGAGGAGGUCAUCAUCAUCAUUAAAAGGUGGGGCCACGCCCAGACCCCUGCUCCGCCGUCCCCUCAGCCUGGAUAUGACGCCCCAGCGCCUACGAGGGUCUCAGGAGCAAAUUGCGGACAGGCGGAUAUUGAAGCCUCCUUGGCGAAGCGGAUCUGUGGUCCCCUCGCCCCCGGCACGCAGCCUGACCAGCCCCAGCCUGGGUGCAGGCGGAUGGAUGCGGCGGAGUGAAAGCACCUGCUCAGUCAACUACCCCCUGGGGUACCGGGCAAGCAAGGGGCAACUGCGACCUGCCGUCUCACUGCCCCACAUAGCUAAACAGGUGGGGGGCACGACGCUACCUACGUCCACCAGGCAGUGUUUGCUCAUUGCCCUCAGACCUCUGAACUUGGAGCAGGAGAAGCAGACGUUCUUUCAGUCCGACUACAAGUACGAGCCUCAGUUUGAGUAUGCCCAGCCUGAGCCGAGGAGCAUGCUGGAGAAGUACCAGGAGGGCUCGGGCCUCUUCCUCCAACAGGCCGUUGGAAUCAUGGAGUGCGUCCUGAGGAAGUUUGGCUCCUAUGAGAGCUUUGAGGAGGUGACGGGUGGGAACGUGCUUCCUAAGAGUCAGGUCUGGGCGGCUGUACGUAAAUACCUGCAGAAAGAAGGCUGUGUGGGAGAGGUGGUCGUGCGUUUGUCUGACGAGCUGCUGUCUCAAGCGGUGAUGGUGGUGGAGAGCUGUCGUCCCACUCUGACCAUUAACCUGGCGAGGGCUCGGCAGCACUGGCUGGAGGGGAUGCUGCGACAUGAGAUAGGGACACAUUAUCUACGAGGCGUCAACAACAACCUGCAGCUUUGGGCCACCUCGGACGGCAGGAAGCAGUUCGGCCUUAAACCGGCCAACCCCACGGAGGAGGGCCUGGCCAGCCUGCACAGCGUGUUGCUACGGAAACAGCCCUUCCUGUGGCGAGCGGCGCUGCUCUACUACACCGUGCAUCACGCCGCCAACAUGAGCUUCAGACAACUGUUCAGCCACAUCGCCCGAUUCGUCCAGGACCCCGACGUCCGCUGGGAAUACUGCCUGAGAGCCAAGAGGGGACAGACGGACACCUCGCAGCCGGGUUGCUUCAGCAAAGAUCAGGUUUAUCUGGACGGAAUUCUGCGGAUUCUUCGGCAUCGAAGGUCGAUCGACUUCAAAAUGUUGACGUCUUUAGGAAAGGUGUCGUACGAAGACGUGGAGAGGCUGCGACACCUGGCGGCGCUCCAGCGGACCAGAGUCCCACACUUCAUGCGAGACCAGGAGCGUUACCGGCAACAUCUGGAUCAUAUCGUGGCCGUCAACGAACUGGACGACUCCGCACUGCAACAUCUGCUGCCUUGAGUGUCUCGGCAGCGUCUGAAGCCAAGAAGAGGAAGACGACCCCGAAGGAUGCCGGGACACUGACUGUGUCACGUGACUCCCUGAAUAUCACGUAAUAUGUGGGCGAUCUUUGUAAAACUUGAAUGAUACAAACAAAAAGGGACGAACACACUAACACCUCUUAGCUACAUGUUCACUUUCGUCUAAUGCAUGUCCACAAGCCCCGCCCCACCGCCGCCUUUACUCCCACUAUAACGUUACCUCAACACUGCGAAGCUACGAUGUAAUAAACAUGAUAUAUGUAGACACAUUUCAUGUACAUAUUUAAACCUACAUAAUCACACAGGUUUUUUACUUUGACAGAACAAACUGAAUGUCUCUGGUUUAGCUUUAUAGCUUCUUUUUUAGUCACCGUUUUUUACGCCUUCGAUUAUUUGCAUUUUAAAAAGGACACCAAGGACCCUUGGACCUCUUCAACGCCCCGAGGAGCUGAGGCCAUGAAUCUCUCAAGUGCCAGUGGACUCAGUCAAAUCUUCAAUUUUUCCCCGGGAGCUUCUCAAAUAUCAGUGUUAUUAAAACCAGUGGUGUUAUUUCUGUGAGGUCAGAGUCCUUGGUGCCCUUUGGAGAUUUGAAUAUCAAUAUGCUACUGUGAUGUGACCCGUCCCCGAGCUCCCACCUCUGCGCAGCAAACUCAUUUUAUUUUGCAACGUUAAAGGAACAGUUCAGCGUUUUGGGAAACGUGCGUCUUGUCCCAGUCGUCAGCAUCGGGGGCAGUUUGAGUUCAGCAUCUUGCUCAUGGACACUCAAGCCAACUGAAGGAGUCAGGGAUUGAACCAGCAGCCUCCUGGUUUCUACCUCCAAAGCGACAGCAACUCUAAUAUUACUGUGUUUAGUUUGUUAUCCUGCUCGUCAAAUCAGAUCACUGCUUCAAAUCAACUGUUACUGAUCAACAGCGCCCCCUGCAGCCAAUCAUGGUGAUUAAACGUGUUGGUCUCUGUCUGAGUGAUGAAGAGUCUCAAUGUGUUGACUCUGACUGGGUCGUAACGCUGGAUAUUACCCAUGAUCCUCUGCUUCCUGACCCUGAAGAGCUGCAGCUGGAACAAAUCCACCAAACUCUGUUCAGAACUCUUCAUGUUUUAACAGUUUCCUGCUGAAUAUUGGAGAUAAACUCUGGUUUUUAAUAACUUCUGAGUCUUUUUAACUGAUCUCAGUUCAGCUUCACUCUUCAACUUGCUGUCUUCUCCAACAAGAAAUUGAAUGAGCACAUUUCCCAAAAUGUCAAACUGUUCCUUAAACUUAUAGAAAAAGUGCCUCAGUGGCAUCUUUUAUAAACCGUCGGGCUCUUUGUGACGCAGCCAAACUUAACCGUCCGUCAGACACGUCUCUGGCUGAGGAGGAGGGGCGUGUUGUGGGCGUGCCUUCGGUGGGUGUCGAGCUCAUCUGCUGUAGUUAGCCGUGUAUUUGUUGGCUGCUUUUUACUGUUUUUGACUCUUGUCAUGUCGGUCGUUCUGGGCCACGUCGUCUGUGAGCAGCAUCAGCAAUGACACACUGAAGAAAUCACAGAUUUGUUUAAGUCGCCAGUUUUUAACUUCAAAACCUCGACUAAAAUGUGAACCCCACUUCUUUGAUGCAUUUUACAUCCAUGGGUUUGAGGGUGAAACUGACCCUCGCCUGCUGACCUCACCGGCCUCAGCCCACUCGCCUGAACGACUGCACUCAGUGUUUGUAACGCACGAAUGUUGCACAAGUGUUUUAUGUUCUGGGAAAUUUCCAGUUUAUUUAUUAAAAGUGCACAAAGUGAA
Messenger RNA from Hippoglossus stenolepis (Pacific halibut), 3588 nucleotides. Its product is annotated as kiaa0895l. Bases 230 to 1807 code for a protein of 525 amino acids. The record is from RefSeq and is a predicted model, not a curated record. Lineage: Eukaryota; Metazoa; Chordata; Actinopteri; Pleuronectiformes; Pleuronectidae. The transcript is spliced from 8 exons.